AUGAGCGAAGAAGAGUUCCAAACUUACUUCCCCCAUGUUGACAACGUCUAUUCCCACCGUUCCACCCAGAAAUACAAACGCAAGCUCUUCGUCUCGCACUACUGGGACUGUCGCCUCAAGGGCCGCCCCCCAGGAACCCCAAAGUCCCGUGAUCCAAGCAAGAAGAAGCGCAAACGCACAGCCCGCGAGCGCGAUUUAUGCGACGUCAAAAUCAAGAUUACAGAGUAUUUCCCCGGAGCCCUGGCUGUGCCUCCGAACCUGCUGGGUCUGGAUGCCAUGUCCUCCUUGGAGCAAAAUAUGCAAAAUGCUGCCGCUGCCGUUGCUACUGGUACCGAUUUCCUCGACCCCGUUGUUGCUGGCCAGAAUGAACUGGCGCGUGUUGCCAAUAGUAAUAAUCCACAGCCACAAGCAGAGCCUCACUAUCAGUUUGGCGUCCUGACGUUGCGGAAGACGCUACCUCAGGGCCACCCUGGCUAUACGGAGGGUUAA
Messenger RNA from Paracoccidioides lutzii Pb01, 489 nucleotides. RefSeq lists its product as hypothetical. The transcript is spliced from 3 exons. The record is from RefSeq and is a predicted model, not a curated record. Bases 1 to 489 code for a protein of 162 amino acids.